GUUCUCAUUUCUUAAACCCUCUCACAAGCUCUCAUCUCACGCUCUCAACAUUCAUUGAAUGGACAAGAAGAACGCCGGUGUUGAUCCGCCGCCGGAGAAAUCCUCCUCCGCCGCCACAGGAGCUGAAGAAGCGGAGGAGAGUGGGUGGACGGAGUAUCUGGAGGAUUAUUUGUGGUCGGAAAUUGAGAGAAAAAGCAGUUUUUUGUGUUGUUCAAGUAGCGGGAGCUGUAGUUGGGAUAUUUCAGAAGCCAAUAAGGAAAAAAUCAAUGCUUUAACCCCAUUUUGUAGCGUUGGGGAGGUGAUUUUGGAUGCCCCAAACAAGCUAAGCCUCAAAAAAACAACAACUCAGACGAUUUUUGACGAUGAUUCCUUAGAAGAUACGGCCACUUCUCCUGUUCUAACUCCAAAAGUUGCUGAUUUUAACGUAUGAACAACCCAUCUAAAUCCUAGGAUUGAUGAACAUGUCGGGAUCAGUAACUCCACGGGCAGCAAUGGCCAUUGGGGAAUUAUGAUUCAAAACCCAGAAAAAGCUGCAGAGAAGCAAAGGAAAAAAGGGCUGUGUUUGAGUCCAAUUUAGAUGUAAUUUUGAGCUCCCGAACUCAACUCAAACUCGCUAUUAUAAUCUAUAAUUCUCUCGUUUCGUUCGUUAGUUUGAAUUAUUCGAGUAGUCAAGCUUUUUCUUUCACC
Cucurbita maxima (winter squash) is the source of this 687-nucleotide messenger RNA. RefSeq names its product vascular-related unknown protein 1-like. The coding region runs from base 59 to 430 and encodes 123 amino acids. The transcript is spliced from 3 exons. Gene Ontology annotation, biological process: xylem development. NCBI's taxonomy places the organism in Eukaryota, Viridiplantae, Streptophyta, Magnoliopsida, Cucurbitales, Cucurbitaceae. The record is from RefSeq and is a predicted model, not a curated record.